Molecule: messenger RNA, 1143 nt
Organism: Phaeodactylum tricornutum CCAP 1055/1
Lineage: Eukaryota; Bacillariophyta; Bacillariophyceae; Surirellales; Neidiaceae
Exons: 1
Coding region: 250-1143 (297 amino acids)
Source: RefSeq, a predicted model, not a curated record
AUUCCCAGAGGUUCCGUGCUCAUGCGAACUUGCAUUGACAGUGAAAAGAAUAGUUUCGUUUAGAAUUCUGUAGCUCAAUGCAUCAUUUACCUAAAGUUAUUAUCGAGUCAGAAUAUAUCUUUGAGGGAUUUAGAAUUACGAAGAUUGUCUGAGAGUUGUAUUGGAACUGUCCUACCGAACUUCAACAGCACGACAUAACUCCUUUUACCAUAAAGUCAAAUCGAUAUCGCCCCAACUCCCGACAGCAAAAUGAUGUCCAAGAACGAACACAAUAGGAUGGAGGUGGAAUCCACCACGGAUCGCCAUGAAGACAACUCCGACGCUGUGGAAACUAUGCAAGAGCCACUAAGUAUUCGAAAUUUGAAUGUAGUCCCGGCCUCACUAAAAAUAUGGAAUGGAGUCGCCGUUAUCGUUCAAUUUGCCCAGGCGGCUGCCUUGUUUGCACUCUCGGCCAACGCAGACAAUGCUUACUAUUGGUAUACAAACUAUCCAGCUACUUUCGAAGACCGUGACGAGAAUCCGGAAGAAUUUGGGCGCCCCGGCCCUACCGAAGUAGCGGAUUUUUCCAUUACCUGGUAUUCUGCGGUCUUUAUUUUACUAUCUGGCCUGGACCAUCUUGCUUGCAUCAUAUUCUGGUCGACCUACAAAUAUCAGAUUGAGCGCCAUCAGAAUCAUUUCCGCUGGGCAGAGUACAGUAUUUCCGCGAGUCUGAUGCGCAUCAUGAUUGCUCAGCUCGCUGGUGUCACAGACAUUCACCUUAUUUGGAUGCUGUUCGCAUCGACCGCCAUUACUAUGAUUCUGGGCGGUAUUCACGAAUCGGUGAAUGCAAAGGCUCGCGCGGAUGGGUUGAAACAAAAUUGGUAUCCAUUUCUAGCUGCUUGGAUACCUCACCUGGCAUGCUGGUUGGUGAUUUUCAACUAUUUUUUCAAGGCUGUGAUUGAGGGAGAUCCCCCUAAUUUCGUCUGGGCUAUCAUUUUCGUUUUAUUCUUUUUGGACGGUUGCUUUGCAAUCUUGUUUACGUUGCAGUGGUUUAAAAUCGGUAUAUUCAAGGACUACGUUGCUGGGGAGAAGGGUUUUAUUGUGCUCAGUUUCACGGCGAAGGUUCUUUUGGCUUGGAUCAAUUAUGGCGGGGGAUCCCGAUAA